GUUCAUCAGAAUUUCACAAAUCUUUAGACGCAAACGCUGGAUUAAAAAAAAAAUAAAAAUCUGGGAUUUUGGCUUUUUUCUUUUUCUUUUGGCCUCAGCUAUUUUUUCUGUAUAAAUUUGGAUUAAAACAAACUAUCAAAGAAAUAAUUCACAUGAACUCUUCUAACACAGCAAUUUAAAAUUCGCAAUAAUCUGUUUCUUAGACUAGUAAGAGUUUACAUAAGGACAAGGGACUUUACAUAUGCGCGAGGGUUUCUGGAAAGCGGCGCGUGCGACCUCUAAUCCACCUUUGAUGCUCUCAAGCUCCAAACUCUGCCUUAUUUUUUUUUUUAUGGCAAGACUGUAUAAUGCCAGUAUAGCAUGGCUGUCUCUACAACUAAUGCCAUCCCUGGACCGACAUGGCAUUUAGCCGCGUCUUUUCGGACCCUCCAUCCAAGAGCAUCUUUAGGACCUUCGCGGUCAUGUUGCUGUCUAUACUCGGGUCUGUAUACUUUCUCCACUGCCUCACGGAGCGAUGCGGGACCUGUAUACGCACAGAGAGAAGAGAAACGGGUCCGGUGGAGGGAUUUUACGCCUCGAAACUGAAAGAUUUUGAGUCGCUGAGGAGAAAGAGACUUCAGAAAUGGACCUCCACGAGACCUCUGGUGAUGAGGCACCACAGCUUAAUCCAGCGGCUCGAAAGGGUCAGUGAAGAGGAUCUAUCUGAGCUUGAGGCAAAUAAACACAUUUUUCAGUCAAACGUAAAUCUGUCGAACUCUUUGGAUGUAGAUUUGGAGCCGGGGGGCUCGUAUUUUGAUACAGGUAAACUGAGCGCGUUAGGUGAGGGCAGUAAGAAGCUGCCUCAGGCGAUCAUCAUCGGCGUGAAGAAAGGAGGAACGCGCGCGUUGCUGGAGUUUCUGCGCGUGCAUCCAGAUAUCCGCGCUGUUGGAGCGGAGCCGCACUUCUUCGACCGUAACUAUGACAACGGACUGGACUGGUACAGGGACCUGAUGCCUAAGACUCUGGAGGGCCAGAUCACCAUGGAGAAAACACCAAGCUACUUUGUGACCCACGAGGCUCCAGCCCGGAUCUACGCCACAUCCCGCGACACCAAGCUGAUUGUGGUGGUCCGGGACCCCGUCACAAGAGCCAUCUCUGACUACACUCAGACACUGUCCAAGAAGCCUGACAUUCCUACUUUUGAGAGCCUGACGUUCAAAAACAGGACUACAGAGUUGAUCGACACCUCGUGGAGCGCCAUUCAGAUCGGCAUCUACGCCAAACACCUGGACAACUGGCUGCAGUUCUUCCCCAUGAGCCAGAUCCUGUUCGUGAGCGGAGAGCGGCUGAUCAGUGACCCGGCUGGAGAGCUGGGCCGCGUGCAGGACUUCUUGGGGCUCAAGAGGAUCAUCACAGACAAACACUUCUACUUCAACCAGACCAAGGGCUUCCCUUGUCUGAAAAAGGCAGAGGGCAGCAGCAAGCCCCAUUGCCUGGGUAAAACCAAAGGGCGGACCCAUCCAAACAUUGACCCUGAGGUUGUGCAGAGACUUAGAGACUUCUACAAGCCUUUCAACAUGAAGUUCUACCAGAUGACAGGCAGGCAAUUUGGAUGGGAUGACUGAUAGCAGACAGUGAAAUAGACCAUGAAUUUGGAAACAAGGGAGAAACAACUAUACUGUGACCUCACCAGCAAAAAAAAAAAAAAAAAAAAACUAUAAUAACCCCCAAGGUGGUUCAAUCUGGUUGUGGAAAAUUAUAGUAAAAUCCACAUCCAACUCAAAUUAGGUACGGAACAGCUAUCAAAAACAGGAGUAAAUGUCCUCAUAUUGCUAUUACUGUUCCAUAUUCUAUUUAACUUCAGAUUCAAAAAUGACAUUUUGACCACUUACAUCAGGCAAAAAAAUACAGACAAAAAAAGCUUUAUACACUGCCUUUCAUGAAUAGUACUCUUUUUUUUACCAGUCAGACUUUAGCCAUUUUUGUCAUUUAAACAGCCAUAUACCGUACCAUAAGAGGACCUAGAAGAGACACCUAAAAGCUAAAGAGAUCCACUCUAGAACUAUGCAUUUGGACGCUGAACUGUGAAUUAUCCACUGUGUCUGGAGUUGGAGAUCAGAUUAGUUAUUUUGCCAUAUUUAAUGUAGAAAGCCUAGCUGCUUAUAUACCUUUAUCAAAUAUUUUGAAGAAAAUAUUAAAUUUAUUUAAAAAAUAUGUACAUAUAUACUGUACAGUUUAACUAUUUUGAAUAGUCUUCACUAAACACCUCCCUUCACUUUUCUGCACGUGGAAGGUUGGUGACUGCAUUUGUACUUUGAAUCUUUUAACAUAAUGCCUUUUUUUAAAUGUUUCAUGGGAGCUGAAAUUUAAAUGUGCAUAUUUAAAUGUUUACCGUCCUGUUCACUGAGAGCAAUGUUAUCUCAAAAAAUGCUUCUUAUAUUAAUGGAUCAAUGACAAUAAUAGGAUGGCCAAAGUAGUAAAAAUGCAGAACAUUGUGCAAUUUUUCCCCCAGGUUUGGGUUUUUAGUUUUACAGAGCAAACAAAUGAAAGGAAGCUUUUAAGAGUCCAUUUAAAGUGUGUCUGUGGUGUGUGUGUGUGUGUGUGUGUGUGUGUGUGUGUGUGUGUGUGUGUGUGUGUGUGUGUGUGUGAGAGAGAGAGAGCUAGUAUGAGAAAUAACUGUGACAAAGCAGCAGUUCCUCUAAAAGCCAUUCAAUCAGUGUUUCUCCAUUUAAAGGUGAUUUGAGUAAUUGUUCAAUGUUAAAAUGUUUUAAAAUCCCAUAUUUAAAUGAGCCAUCAAUAGAUUGAUUUUUGCUCAUAAUGUUUAAAGCGUGUGAACCUGUUUGGAAACUUAAAAGCAAGCAUUAUUAUUUUGCAUUACACACAUCACCUUUAGGUUCAGAGUGAGUGAAUUCAUUUUUUCUUUGCAAUAUUAUCAGUCACAUUAUGCUUUUAUAUUCUGUUUGUUUAAUUUGAAUAAUGGAUUUUAUAAAGC
Cyprinus carpio (common carp) is the source of this 2971-nucleotide messenger RNA. RefSeq names its product heparan sulfate glucosamine 3-O-sulfotransferase 3A1-like. NCBI's taxonomy places the organism in Eukaryota, Metazoa, Chordata, Actinopteri, Cypriniformes, Cyprinidae. Gene Ontology annotation, molecular function: [heparan sulfate]-glucosamine 3-sulfotransferase activity. The record is from RefSeq and is a predicted model, not a curated record.